UUUGUGCGACCCCAAUAUCAAUUUUUAUUGUCGCUUUCAGUGCCGGCGAGUGAAUCCGGUUUUAUCGCUCUGCUCUGCAGAUUCUGUUAGGUAUUGGAGCUGAUGCACUUCUUGUUUAUCUAACAAGCGUAAAUUGAACGUGCGAGAAGGCAUAUAUCUUAGGCAAUAGGAUCUUCAUUAAUUUUUGUUCUUACGUCAACGAAUAUUGAAAUCAGUUGAGAGACUCAAAAGGAGAGAAAGAGACAAAUUUAUAAAAGAGAGGUUACAAGAUGUCUAGUUUUUUCGUUCGUAAAACUUUGACUUUGCUGGGGGGUCUCAAUUUAAAGAGUAUCUCGCAGUUUAGUGUGGUUCCUGUCAGAAGGUUGAAUUUGCUUGAGUACCAAAGCAAAGAAUUGCUGCGCGACUCUGGAGUUUCAGUGCAAAACUUUGCUAUUGUUGAUGAUAUUAAAAAAACUGCUCCUGCCUUAAAAACUUUGAAUGCUGACGAGUACGUUGUCAAAGCACAAGUCUUGGCUGGUGGUAGAGGAAAAGGUUGGUUCGACAAUGGUUUUAAAGGAGGUGUCCAAAUUACCAGAGACACAAAAGCAGUUACCGAAUAUGUUGAAAAAAUGUUGGGACAUCACUUGAUUACCAAGCAAACCUCAAAAGAUGGUAUUUUGGUACAAAAGAUAAUGAUUGCAGAAUCUGUAGAUAUCAUUCGUGAAACGUAUGUUUGUAUACUCAUGGAUAGGACAUACAAUGGUCCAGUUUUGAUAGCAUCACCAGAUGGUGGUAUAGACAUUGAAGCUGUUGCAGAAAAAACUCCAGAGAAAAUUAAGACUAUUCCUUUGGAUAUACAUUACGGAAUUGAUAACGAAAUUGCAACUGAAGUUGCUGAAUUUUUAGGAUUCUACGACGAAAAGCUCAAAGAAAACGCAGUCUAUCAAUUGAAAAGUCUGUGGAAAUUAUUUGUAGACAUUGAUGCUCUACAAGUUGAAAUCAAUCCUUUUGUUGAAACUAAAGACGGUAAAGUUAUUGCAGUGGAUGCUAAAAUAUCAUUUGAUGAUAAUGCAGAGUUUAGACAGAAAGACAUAUUUGCUCUUGAAGAUACAAAUGAAAAAGAUCCACGGGAAGUAGAUGCUUCAAAGUUUAAUUUGAAUUACAUAGGAAUGGAUGGAAACAUUGGAUGCUUAGUGAAUGGAGCUGGUCUUGCAAUGGCAACAAUGGAUAUAAUAAAGCUCAACGGAGGAACACCUGCCAACUUUUUGGAUGUUGGUGGUAGUGUGAAAGAGGAUCAAGUUUAUCAAGCUUUUAGAAUUUUGACGGAAGAUCCAAAUGUUAAGUCGAUCCUCGUGAAUGUUUUCGGUGGUAUUGUUAACUGCGCAACAAUUGCUAACGGCAUCGUUGCAGCCGCUCGCCAAUUGGGUUUGAAAAUCCCACUUGUGGUAAGAUUGGAAGGUACAAACGUAGCCGAAGCAAAGAAAAUCAUAUCUGAAUCUGAUCUUCCGAUUUUAACUGCCAACGACCUCGACGAAGCAGCUAAAAAAGCUGUAGCUUCCGUUAAAAAAUCAGAAAGCGAAGAAGAGCACCAGGGCAUGAAACUUAAAAUGUCGCAAUAGCUCGAAUCGUUCCUUACUUGACAAAAGACUGGCAUCUCAUUCCUGCGUUCAUAUCCACCAAACAUCAUAGAACGAAAAAAAAAAAAAAAAAAAAUAGCGUUAUCAGUGCCAACAUUCAUUUUCUAACGAAUUUCAAAGACUCGACACUGACUGAAUGCGCUGAAAUUCAUUGUUACUAGUUUCAUAA
This is a messenger RNA of Copidosoma floridanum, 1785 nucleotides long. RefSeq names its product Succinyl-coenzyme A synthetase beta subunit, GDP-forming. Gene Ontology annotation, cellular component: succinate-CoA ligase complex; mitochondrion. Gene Ontology annotation, biological process: succinyl-CoA metabolic process; tricarboxylic acid cycle. Gene Ontology annotation, molecular function: ATP binding; succinate-CoA ligase (GDP-forming) activity. The record is from RefSeq and is a predicted model, not a curated record. NCBI's taxonomy places the organism in Eukaryota, Metazoa, Arthropoda, Insecta, Hymenoptera, Encyrtidae.